GGCCGAGCCGCGCGCCCUCCGGUCAAGCAGCACUGAAGGCUUGAAGGAUGGGUAAAGACUUCCGCUACUAUUUCCAGCAUCCUUGGUCUCGCAUGAUCGUGGCUUACCUGGUCAUCUUCUUUAACUUCUUGAUAUUCGCAGAGGACCCAGUCUCUCACAGCCAAACAGAAGCCAAUGUUAUUGUUGUUGGAAACUGUUUUUCAUUUGUAACAAAUAAAUACCCUAGAGGAGUUGGCUGGAGGAUUUUGAAGGUGCUUCUAUGGCUACUGGCCAUUCUCAUAGGACUGAUUGCUGGCAAGUUCCUGUUCCAUCAGCGUUUAUUUGGCCAGUUGCUCCGGUUAAAAAUGUUCCGAGAAGACCACGGGUCGUGGAUGACGAUGUUCUUCAGCACGAUUCUGUUUCUCUUCAUCUUCUCUCACAUAUAUAAUACCGUCCUUCUGAUGGAUGGGAACAUGGGAGCAUAUCUCAUCACGGACUAUAUGGGCAUCCGCAAUGAAAGUUUCAUGAAACUAGCUGCUGUGGGGACCUGGAUGGGGGACUUCGUCACAGCCUGGAUGGUCACCGAUAUGAUGCUUCAGGACAAGCCUUACCCUGACUGGGGGAAAUCUGCAAGAGCUUUCUGGAAGAAAGGCAACGUGAGGAUCAUUUUAUUCUGGACUGUUCUCUUCACCCUGACUUCUGUGGUGGUACUUGUCAUCACAACCGACUGGAUCAGCUGGGACAAACUGAACCGUGGAUUUCUGCCCAGUGAUGAGGUUUCCAGAGCCUUCCUUGCGUCUUUCAUCUUGGUCUUUGACCUCCUUAUCGUGAUGCAGGAUUGGGAGUUCCCACACUUCAUGGGCGAUGUUGAUGUGAAUCUCCCCGGGUUGCACACUCCUCACAUGCAGUUCAAGAUUCCCUUCUUCCAGAAGAUCUUCAAGGAGGAAUACCGCAUUCACAUAACAGGCAAAUGGUUUAACUACGGAAUUAUCUUUCUCGUCUUGAUUCUGGACCUGAAUAUGUGGAAGAACCAGAUAUUCUACAAACCUCAUGAAUAUGGACAGUAUAUUGGCCCAGGGCAGAAGAUAUAUACAGUGAAAGACUCUGAAAGUUUAAAGGAUUUAAACAGAACGAAGCUAUCAUGGGAAUGGCGGUCCAAUCACACUAAUCCUCAGACUAAUAAAACCUACGUUGAGGGCGACAUGUUCUUACACAGCAGGUUCAUAGGGGCUAGCCUAGAUGUGAAGUGUCUGGCUUUUGUUCCAAGUUUGAUAGCUUUUGUGUGGUUUGGAUUCUUCAUUUGGUUCUUUGGACGGUUUCUGAAAAAUGAGCAAGGGAUGGAGAAUCAAGACAAAACUUACACUCGCAUGAAAAGGAAAUCCCCAUCAGAACACAGCAAAGACAUGGGAAUCACGAGAGAAAACACCCAGGUUUCUGUGGAAGAUCCUCUGAAUGACCCCCCCUUGGUUUCCAUCAGGUCCGACUUUAACGAGAUAGUCUACAAGUCCUCCCAUCUGACAUCAGAAAACUUGAGCUUGCAUCUGAAGGAAUCUACCAGUGAGGUGGAGGCUGAUCAAGACCCAGCAGCCUCUCAAAGUAUGCGGACGAACUAGAAUCUCUUAGGUGGAGAUAGCAGAAAGAGCAACCUUGAGUGUAACUUUAAAAUCGUCGUAGUCUUUCAUUUUGUAAAUGUCAGGUUUACAUAGCGUUAGGUAAGGAAAUACAAACGAUGCCACAACGGUGCUCAACAUUGCUUUUUCUAGACUCUUUGUUUUCUAUUUGUAUUAUGAAACAUGUGCCUCUUGUAUGUUUAAUGGUCCUCUAGAGAUUGCUUCUCACAACUGCACAAGCUAUUUACUGACUUUACAGCAAGGUAGAGUAGCCGAUUACCCAUGUAUCUGAUGUUCAACCAUAGUGGUGCCUUGAGACAUUAACUGUUUUUAACUGUACCAGACAUGAAGUGUAGAACGGUUCUCCAGUCUAUUU
Messenger RNA from Grammomys surdaster, 1965 nucleotides. RefSeq names its product transmembrane protein 117 (gene Tmem117). NCBI's taxonomy places the organism in Eukaryota, Metazoa, Chordata, Mammalia, Rodentia, Muridae. The record is from RefSeq and is a predicted model, not a curated record. The transcript is spliced from 8 exons. Gene Ontology annotation, biological process: intrinsic apoptotic signaling pathway in response to endoplasmic reticulum stress. The coding region runs from base 48 to 1592 and encodes 514 amino acids.